Messenger RNA from Caenorhabditis elegans, 1859 nucleotides. It is a transcript of the gene nhr-127, whose product is annotated as Nuclear hormone receptor family member nhr-127. Gene Ontology annotation, molecular function: DNA-binding transcription factor activity; sequence-specific DNA binding; zinc ion binding. Gene Ontology annotation, biological process: regulation of DNA-templated transcription. NCBI's taxonomy places the organism in Eukaryota, Metazoa, Nematoda, Chromadorea, Rhabditida, Rhabditidae. Gene Ontology annotation, cellular component: nucleus. The record is from RefSeq and is marked reviewed.
GUGGCAAGAAAAUUACAGAAUUUAAAGCCAAGUUCAUUGGAGAUAAAUUAUAUGCUGUGGCAGUUAGUCUGGUUUGUAGCUGGACAUUUCCCGUUCGGUAUCGUCGUCUUGCGUCUAUGACUGCGCUGACUGGAUAGAAAGUGAAAUGAGCCGUACACUCACUGAUCGGUCAAAAGGCUCAAACAUGAAGACUGGACCGCCAAGUACUUUGAAAUUCGGAAAGCUAGACGAUCGGUAGUACGAUAAAACUUUUGGUGUCAGGAACGCCAACGUUUCUUGAGAUGGAUAACAUACUGGAGAAUGUUUCAUGUUUGAAAUUUUCAACCGAAACAGACACUUAUAACAGAACUUAAAUGCACAGAAAAAAAAGCAAAAUUGUGAAAUUUUUUUCUAAUUUCGAGUCAAAGUUUCAAUCAAUAGCCAGCAUUUAUAACAACAUUGCUAAAAUAUACAAUUUGAACAAUAUUUCGAAAAUUUGAAAUUCAAGAUUUCAAAUAAAAGUGUGUUCCUUUUCAGGGACCGGCCUAUUGGCCCGUGAUCAUUUCCACACAUCUCCAUGACUUUUCUAUGCGCCGCCAUUUUCUCUCUGCAUAAGGUCAAAGAUGCUUGGAGCGAUAAAAUGGUUAUUCUGGUAUUCAUGUAUAUUCCGCCUACCUUUUAAAAAUCUUUCGACAUUAUCUGACUUUUGGCGUUCUUCGAAUUUCCAAAUUUGUCUCUGUUUCACAAAACAUGAAGAUUACUUUUUCUCCGGAACUUUCAAUUCCCUGCGAAGUGUGCAAAAAUCAAUCAAACGGAUACCAUUUUGAAGUUUUAUCUUGCGGAGCGUGCGCAUCGUUUUUUAGAAGAUCUGUCGUUUCCAAAAUAAAGUAUCAAUGCAAGGACGGAAAAAAGCGCUGUCAAAUUAGAUACUUGGACAGGCAUUUCUGUAGGUACUGCCGAUUCAGCAAGUGUGUAAAAGCAGGGAUGAAGGCUGAAAAAAUUCAAAAGAAUCGCGAUCUAGAUUCUUCCCCCACUCCAACUGACCAGAAUAAUUGUAUCCCUAGUGAUGUACUGCAUGAUGACGGAAUUUUGAUUAAAGACAUUCGAGGUCUUUUCAAACAAUUUAAUCCACAUAAUGCUUCAGAAGGCUGUUCAAAGUUGGAAAAACUCACGGAAGGUCUGCAGUUUAUCAGGAGAAAUCAAGAGAGGGAGUGCAUAAAGAUAAUCGAUGAAAUGGAUUCAGAAAGCUUGAAAGAUGUACAAUUUAAAGUUAUCGGUUCAUGUGCUACAUGGCUACUUUUUUCUUCGUUUUUCCAGAAGCUUGAGGAAAAUGAAAAAGUAGUAAUUUUGGAAAGGUUGUGGCAUGGAUGGACAGUUCUCGAAUUUUUGAGUAGAUCACUUGAAAUUUUCGGAAACAAAGUUAUUGAUGAAAAGAUAGUUUUCAUCUCGGACAACACUGCAAUUCGCCUUAUCACUGCAUUUGAAAACUCUUUAAAGACAGCAAGCCCGAAGAAAAGUGAAUCGAUUAAGAAGAAGCUGGAAUUGUCAUUUUCAGUAAUAUUUGAUGAAUUAGCACUACAUUUCAUAAAUUGGAAGCCGACUGAAAUUGAAAUUUCGUAUAUGCAGUGGCAAAUAGUUUGGAGUGUAGCAGAACAAUUACUUUCUGGAAAUUCUCUGGAAAAGGGGGAACAUUUCACCGAGCAACUAUCCAAGGAUCUUCAUGAAUAUUACGUGCGAGAGCUGAAACUGGAAAAUUACGCUUUUCGGAUUGAGAAAAUGAUGGAUAUUGUUCAGAUUGUGCAGAAUAAUUUUUAUUAAUCUUAUUUAUCUUUGUCUAUCAUUUUAUUCAACAAUAAUUAACUGAAUGUAAUGCUUAAUCU